Messenger RNA from Brassica oleracea var. oleracea, 528 nucleotides. Its product is annotated as putative F-box protein At1g50870. NCBI's taxonomy places the organism in Eukaryota, Viridiplantae, Streptophyta, Magnoliopsida, Brassicales, Brassicaceae. The record is from RefSeq and is a predicted model, not a curated record. The transcript has a single exon. The coding region runs from base 1 to 528 and encodes 175 amino acids.
AUGAGUUUCAAUGUGAGGUUUGAAACGUUUAAACCAAUUAAUUUUCCAUGCUGUGCGGAUUAUUUUGGUGAGCAUCAUCUGCUGAGUUACAACGGAAGGUUAGCCUUGGUUUGCCCAUUAGAUACAAAACUAUGGAUUCUUGAAGAUGAAAAGGAAGAUGAAUGGGUAUGUAAUAUCGACUUGCAUUUACCUAUUUAUAGAACGGAUCCGACUGGGAAGAUUAACUAUCGGUUAAAUGAUGCUACUGUUACCGGUGAGUUUAUACAUGUAGCGGUAGAUGAUGAAGAGGUUCAUAUUCUCUACUAUGAUCCAAAGAAAAACAACACCAGAAGUUUCAAGUUUGAAGGAAGUAUGUACAAGGAAUUUGAAGGAUUUGGCGGAGGAGCUUGUCAGUUCAAUAUUGGAUGCAUACCAAAUCUCAAAGGACUUGCUUACCGAAAAUCUUCUUCGACGUUUGCACGAUGUCUCCCGAAUCACAUUGAAAAUCUCAUCUCUCUAAAGAACAUCACGUGCUCAAAACUGGUCUGA